This is a messenger RNA of Oncorhynchus nerka (sockeye salmon), 2927 nucleotides long. RefSeq names its product phosphodiesterase 6G, cGMP-specific, rod, gamma, paralog b (gene pde6gb). Lineage: Eukaryota; Metazoa; Chordata; Actinopteri; Salmoniformes; Salmonidae. Bases 205 to 468 code for a protein of 87 amino acids. Gene Ontology annotation, biological process: visual perception; positive regulation of epidermal growth factor receptor signaling pathway; positive regulation of G protein-coupled receptor signaling pathway. Gene Ontology annotation, molecular function: cGMP binding; 3',5'-cyclic-nucleotide phosphodiesterase activity. The record is from RefSeq and is a predicted model, not a curated record. Gene Ontology annotation, cellular component: photoreceptor outer segment membrane. The transcript has 4 exons.
CAGCCCCACCUGGCCUUCAUAGCAAACCUAGCAUAGACCCACACACACAUCUACUAGAGAGAGCCGUGCUCAGAGCUCACAUCCACUGGUCUGGCUAGCCUUCACCCAAGAACCCGUUGAGGAGAUCUCUUCAAGACGACAACACUUCAGAGGUGGAUUGAACACAUAACCACCUGCACAAAAAAAAACAGCUAACUACUAACCAUGAAUCUCGAGGUCCCCAAGUUGGAGAUCAAGUCUGCCACCCGUGUCACCGGGGGCCCUGCCACGCCACGCAAGGGACCCCCUAAAUUCAAGCAGAGACAGACUCGCCAGUUCAAGAGCAAGCCCCCCAAGAAGGGAAUCCAGGGCUUUGGUGAUGAUAUCCCUGGAAUGGAGGGUUUAGGCACUGACAUCACAGUCAUCUGCCCCUGGGAGGCCUUCAACCACCUGGAGCUUAGCGAGCUGGCCAAGUAUGGUAUCAUCUAAAUCUUUCAGACCUCCACCAUCCAUCCCACAAUCCUCUACUUCCACCUCCAUCUACUUACAACCAAAGAUUGUGGAUACAUGAAGAUAGUUCACUCAAGCAGUUUACUAUUGUAAAAAAUAUCUGUGGAAGUGGGUGUUCCCUCUCUUUCGUGAGCAUGCUUUGCCACGUAAGCUCACAGUUCCUCCAUAAUAACUGGCAUGUACACACGAGAAAGGAAACAGCUGGCUCUGGUUUAGUUAUUGUCUCUGAGCUAGAGAGAUGUCUCACUCUGGGGCACCCCCUCCGGCAGGGUGGGGGCAAUAAUUAGACCAGAGCGUCCCCACCCCAAUCAGCAACAAAUGAAGGUGGGAUGUGUCACUUUCUCUACCGUCUCUGUUCAAACCAUCCAUCUGCCCCCAGCCCUCUCACUGUGUUUGACUGAAACUAUCAAAACAUAUACCAAAGUGAAGAACCCCCCCCACCCCUCCCCCCAAAAAGGAAAGCGGUACAGAAAAUAACCGUCUCCAUCUUUAACUGGUUUCUUCUUUUGUUUCUGCGGCUGCCAAAGUUCACAUACAACAUGUCUGCUCAUGAUUAGGACUCUGUUCUGGUAUCUGUCUAUCUUUAUCAGGUUUGCAGCGAUAUUCUAUCUAGGAUUAACCAGCAGCCAUUUUCCUUUUUUCUCCUCCCCUGUCUCCAAGUGCUUCUCUUCUUCUAUCCUCUAUUUUGCUCCUCUUCUUCAUGGUACACAACUUUCAAUUUACAAAAAGCAAUGCCGUCUCAAAGGUUGAGUAAACAAACAAGUGACAUACCCGUGAAAUGGGUGGGUUCUCAUUUCACGUGCCUCGGCACUUCUUUUAUCACCAUAGAUGAAAUCUGUCAUCGAUGCCGAAUAUCACACAUAUAAAAUCUGAUUCCUGUAGAGAUGACAGUUGCUUGUCAUGGCUGAGCAUAAUCUGUAGUCUGUCACUGGUACAAUGUGGAUGAAACAACAUCAUCCUCCUCCCCCUUUCCUCUCCCUCAGGAUCCCCAAUCCUUCGCUGGUACACACACGACUUUUAACAGAACAAGGAUUCUAUCAUUCUAUCGUCCUGUUUAACUCUGGCAUCCUUAUUUUCCACAUUUUGUAUAACAAAGAAGAAUUUGUGACUAUCUUUAUUAUGUAACGUAUAUUUUAACUAAGUAUUCUCAGGGAUAUGAACUUGUUUUAUGGCUUGGGAAAAAACACCUUGUCAUUGGCAAUUUUGGCUCUUGCUGUCUUUACUUUUUACCACAAGCAGCAUAAUAGACAUUGAAUGGAGAUUAAUGAGUGUGCAACAUUACUACAACAGAUGCAGAUUCCCCCACAAACCUCAGAUGUCAAAUUCGAUUUCUAAUUUGAUUAUCACCUGAUAAUCUACCAUACUAGGUCACUGUGAUUGGGCAGCAGUAGUGAUGUCUUGUGUAAUCUAGUUUAGGUUACCUUCCCCAAACCUCAUGUUGACGUCUCUUUGUCACUUUAUUUAGCUGGGCAUGUCAUCGUUAUUUCAUGAACUUUCUCUAUAAUUCAUUCAUUCCAUCCAUAAUUUCAUCUCAUUCCACAAUUAUCAUGCUUACCAUCAUUUUGUUUGCUUGUGUUUCACUGUAGUCUCAUAUUUGUAUCGUAUUUCUUGAGAUCAAUGUACACUUAUGUAUACAUUGUGGCCAGUCACAUUUUAAUAGCAUAUAUAAUGUAUAGAUUUAUUUUAUUUUUGCAUGUUCUCUGUCUUUUACUUUGUCCAUCGCAUGUUGGCAUUGUGUCUUGUGUAUAUUGUGGGUGUUGCACACUUAUUUUAUCAUUAUGUCAUCUUUUCAUUAUGUCCGUUUUAUUUUGUACUUGUCCAUUUGUAGUUUGUGUUGUGUAAUCAUUGUAAAGACCAUCUUUCCUCAUCAUUAUCUCUCUAUCAUCUCAUCCAUAAUUCGUUGUGUUCUCACCAGAUAGCCUAGUGUUUCAUCAUCAUUGUAGUUGAUCAGUUAAUUGAAUCUCUAGACAGAACAUUGACCUCCACAUUCCUUGGACCAGCCUGCACUGAUACUGGCCUACAGAGUGUACAUUCUUAGUUCUAUGCCCAAUUAUGUCACUGAUUUGCAAUAUGUUAUACCAGCUGAAGAAUAACUUUUUUAAAUGCCCUUAACUUAUUUUAUCUUACCAUUUUUCAUUCUUCUCCUUUUCUGGGAAAUGAGUUGAAGGCCAUGGAUAGCCUACAAAAGCUAGUUUGUGUUGGAAUCCUCACGCUGACAGUGAAAAGUUACUUGAGGGGUUUGUCGUCUUGCAGGAUGGAUGUCCACGUUGUCUCAGUUUCUUGUGAAUGUAAAAUUAGUAGCAGUGAAUGAAUGGUAAGAAAUAAGGGAUGAGGAAGAUGGAUGCUUCAGCUGCCAACAUAGGCUACUCAUGUCAUCAGAGCUCUGUCCUUUGUACAGGAUCAAAUCAAAAUAAAGCUAAAAACAAAAGGAAAAUAAA